AUGAAUUGUCCUUUAAUUCGUCAUGUUGGGAAAGAACCAAACUCCCCACAUAAAAUUGCUGUGAAAUGUUGCGAGGAUUUAAAGAAUUAUUCACGACAUAUUGACAAACUAAUUGAGAAACAAACGUUAAAAGAAUUAGAGAAUAAUUGGUUGCGGCUCAAAACCUCAGUAGAGUGUGCUCGAUGGCUAGCAUUCCAAGCUUGUGCUUUUAGAGGUCAUGAUGAAAGCCUUGAUUCAAAAAAUAGGGGUAAUUUUAUUGAAUUGAUAAAAUUCACAUCAACUUUCAAUGACAAAGUAGCUAGUGUUGUUUUGGAAAAUGCUCCAGGAAAUGCCAAAUAUACAUCACCCACAAUUCAAAAGGAGAUUUUGCAUAUUCUUGCUAGUAAUGUGCGAAAUGCUAUUCGUGAAGAAAUUGGGGAUGCAAAAUUUUGCAUUCUUGUUGAUGAAGUCUGGGAUGAGUCGAAGAGAAAGCAAAUGGCCAUCAUUUUGAGGUUUGUUGAUAAAGAAGGUUUCAUUAAAGAGUGUUUCUUUCAUAUUGUGCAUGUUAGAGACACUACUGCAUUGACUUUAAAGAAUGAGAUAUGUGCUGUCCUUUCUCAUUACAACCUCCACAUUGAAAAUAUUCGAGGUCAAGGAUAUGAUGGGGCUAGUAACAUGCGUGGUGAAUGGAAUGGAUUACAAACUCUUUUUCUUAAAGAUUGCCCAUAUGCUUAUUAUGUACAUUGUAUGGCUCAUAGGUUGCAAUUAGCUCUAGUUACAGCAUGUAGAGAAGUAAAAUAUGUUUAUCAAUUCUUUGAUCAUUUGGUUAAUAUUAUUAAUAUUGUUGUUGGUUCUAGUAAGCGUAAUGAUGAAUUGCAACAUGCUCAAGCAGAACAAGUUGAGAAUAUGAUUGCUUCUAAUGAAAUUGAGAUUGGAAGAGGUGCAAACCAGAUUGGUUUGGAAUUUCGGUUGAAUUCCCAACAUGUUCAAGUAUAUGAUGAUAUAUGA
Molecule: messenger RNA, 987 nt
Organism: Quercus robur (English oak)
Lineage: Eukaryota; Viridiplantae; Streptophyta; Magnoliopsida; Fagales; Fagaceae
Exons: 2
Coding region: 1-987 (328 amino acids)
Source: RefSeq, a predicted model, not a curated record